UGGGACAGGCUCACGGCAAGAGAGGCGCUGGCUGCCAUAGCUCAUGUGGCAGUUUCCAGUUUCUGCGAUUUUGGAAGGGCGUGCACACUGCACAGGGCACGAUCUAUGGUCAGCAUACGCUGAUGGCCACUCAACGCCCAGGCAGGAGAAAAAGCGCCACUCGGCGGAAGCUUAGGUGUUCGUCUCUAUUUUGAUCCUCUUCUUCGCUGUUGGGGUGAGCGAUGGCGCUUGUGGUCCAGGGUUUUGCCGCCAAGUUCAAUUGUGGUAGGAUGAUCUUGUGGCAAGCUCUUGGUUGAAGGCAACAUCUCCUCCAUCGCCAUCCUUGGAGUAAUUGUGCAUCGCCGACUGCAAAGGAAGGAAUUAGCAUGGCCACACAAAAGCUUUCGGCUUGUGUUUUCACUUCGGCACUGGUACAUCAGGCUUGUGUCUUCACUUCGUCGCUGGUAUAUCGCGGGCGCUUCAUCGAGUGGCGGCGGGACAUCCACUCCACGUGUGAAAACGGUUAUGACUGCAGCUUGAGGCUCAGGCGUGCUGUCCAGCGGCGCCACGGAGGGCAUUUCGUGAACGAUUUUCUUGCCAGGAGCUGCAAAAAGGCUUGUGAGUCUGCGACUAGAACAUACCUCUCAUUUCCCAUCACUGUGGGAGCAUUCACGGUGAUUCACCUCACGGAACCUCUGUGGGGUAAGCUCAGCAAACCGCGGGGGGUAAAGAACAUGGGGGCCCCAGGCACAAACGGAGUAGCUGACGAUCAUCAUGGCAUGACUUCCAUGGCCGGAGAUGCAGUUGCCCCCCUGAAUGGGGUAAUCGUCACAAGGACGAACUUCGGCGUCAAACCCACGGCCGGCAAGCAUGAUGGCAACAGUCACGGCGCUUGCAUUUUGGAAAACUGGGAAUUUCAGCAAUCACCAGAGCUGCCUCGAUUUCUGCCCACGCUACGGGGACACCACAUGGGUCAGCUGACAGGGGCCGAUUCCAGUGAGAUUUUGUUGGAGUUCAAGAGGUGCUUAGCCCUCGCAGCACCCACGGCACUGGCCAACAUCUUAUGGUUCGCGAGAGUGGUCGUAUCCACCAUAUACCUUGGUCAUCUCGGAAACAAUGAUCUCGCUGGGGCGGCCCUCGCUAUGGGUUUCUGCAACGUCACAGGCUACUCACUAGUGAUGGGGUUGUCGACUGGGAUCGAUCCUAUCUGUGCGCAGGCGUACGGUGCUGGGAACUACAAGCUGCUUCAGUUGACGAUGCAGCGCGCCGUAAUCAUGCUCCAAUGCGUGAGUGCGGUCAUUGCUGUGUCCAUCUGGCUCAAUGUGGAAAGGAUUCUUAUCCUAUGCGGACAAGACCCGGAAAUUGCCGCUGUAACGAAAAAUUACACCUUAGUUUUGAUCCCUGAUCUGUUCGUCUACGCGCUUGUCGUACCGACAAGAACAUACUUGCGAUCACAGUACAUCACAGUUCCUCUUACAGUCUCCGCGGGCAUAGCGCUGUGUAUCCACAUUCCAUUGAAUUAUGCGCUCAUCUUCAAGGCGGGCCUUGGGUACAGAGGUGCCGCCUUAUCGACAGUUUGCACCGACAUCAGCUUUAUUUGCUUGCUUUUGCUCACGGUCUGGCUAGUCACGCCCAAAGAAGGCCGGGGCAAAUGGGAAGGAUGGUCCCGGGAGUGCCUGAAAGAGUGGGGACCCAUUCUGAGGCUUUCAUUGCCUUCAUGUGUAAGUGUAUGCGUGGAGUGGUGGACCUUCGAGAUCAUCACUAUUUUUGCCGGUCUGCUUCCUGACCCCAGCACUGCUGUGGCCACAAUGUCCAUCAUGUUGAAUUGUGCGUACAUGUCCAUAAUGACCCCUCUGGCUGUCAGUCAAUCGGCAUCAACACGAGUUGGGAUUGAACUUGGAGCGAACUCGCCCCCAGCGGCUCGUCUUGCAGCGUACGUAGCUUGGUCCAUCGCCUUCGUCCUCGCUGGGGCCUCUCUCACGUUUUUCACGACGUGUGGUGCCCAUGUGGCACGCUUAUUUACUGACAUCGCCUCCGUACAGCUUCAUAUCCAGACGGUCAUCCCACUGCUUGGGAUCGUGCAGCUCUUUUCCAUUCCCCAAUCUGUGGCCGCUGGCAUUGUGCGGGGUUGUGCUCGCCCUGACGCCUUGCUUGGUGUCAGUCUUGUGGCCUUUUACUUGAUUGGAUUGCCUUUAGCUGCCUACCUCGCUUUCGUCAUGCACAUGGGCGAUGCUGGCCUCUGGCGCGGUCUCAUUGCAGCAGAGGUUGUUGCUGCUGUUUCGACUGUAUCUAUCAUCCUGCUCCUCGACUGGGGAGCUGAGGCAAAGAGAGCGCAGCUGUUCGUAACAAAAUCUCAAUGUUCUGCCACCAUUCCUCAUGACGAUGAUCCGCAUGUGGACUCGGCCGAAACAGGUAAGAAAGAUCCCACUAACGACUGCCCCCAGAAGUGGGCCGGGACCGAUUAUCACAAUAUCGCCGACCAGUCACUAACAGCUCCUCUUCUGAAUGACCAAGAGGAAGACUCGGCAUGCGAGGAUAGCAAACCAGCUGGAAACAGGUUAGACACAUCCCACUAACUACUGCCACCCGAAGUGGGCCGGGACCGAUCAUCACAAUAUCAUCGACCAGUCACUAGCAGUUCCGCUUCUGAGUGACCAAGAGUAAGACUUGGCAUGCAAGAAUAGCAAACCAGCUGGAAACAGGCAAGACACAUCCCACUAACUACUGUCGGCAGAAGUGGGCUGGAACCGAUCAUCACAAUAUCGCCGACCAGUCACACUGACAGUUCCGCUUCCGAGUGACCAGGAGGAAGACACUUCACGUAAAAGAUCCCACUAACUACUGCCGGCCAAAGUGGGCUGGGAGUCUGGGACCGAUCAUCACAAUAUCACCGGCCAUUCACUGACUGUUCCGCUUCUGAGUGACCAAGAGGAAGACUCGGCAUGUGAGGAUGGAUGGCAAACGAGCCCAAGCAACAACUGAAUUUGAAGUCUAAACAGAAGUAGUCCUCAUUCUGAUAGAUUCACGCUUACUAGUUACCUGAUGGCGGAUGCAGUGUUUUUGGAGUUUCUCAGUGGGCUGUAACAAUAACCGAACCUUUUUUGUAAUUUUAUUAAGUUGUGGGUCCUAACCGGUAGCUACAUCUGAGUCUAAGCCGAGCGGAGGGACUCGUGUGUAAAUUCCCUAAACUACUGAGGAAAACGGGCACUACUGAGCCUAAAACUCAUUUUCGCCUUUUCGGCCUAAACUGACUGCGGCACAAUUGUGCCUCAGACUGGUACUGCUAUUUCUGGAGAAAACGCACACCCGUAACUGUUAGGAUGUUAGGUCCUGGCCGGGUCCGGUCCGGUAGGUUAACCCUAGAGCUAUAUAUAGAAUAGGACUCACAGGUUUCAUUAGCAAUGGCACCAGCUAUUUCAAUUAGUGCACACCAUACAUAAUAUGAGAGAUGGUGUUUCACUAGAGCGGCAGGGAUUCCGAAGCACAUAUAUGGCGAGCCUAGGCCGAACAGUCCUCCAUGGUUGGUGAUACUCGUUGGCGUCGCCAGGCUGCUGGAGCUGCAGCACUUUAGCCGGGAGCUGCUGCUGUGUUUGUGGGUGGCAGUGAAUCUGGUGCUUCAUCUGCUGGGAAGUGUGCAUCCAUAUCUGUUCUGUGUGUUUGGGUUUGCCUCUGCCAUAUCUUCUUUUUCAAGCCAAGUUCUUCUUCUUCCUCAAGGGCGGACCUUCUUCUUCUUCUUCAAGAUGGAGGUUUCUUCUUCAUACGGAGUGAUUUUUGAGGGAAAGUGGGUUAAAAAGAAACACAGAGAAAGCGGGUAUGGUUUGACAUCUAGGAGAAGAAAGAGAGAGCAGCAUGCAGAUAGCAAGGCAUAACUGUCACGGGAUAUUGAACAGUACAGUUGAUGUCAAUGAAAAAACAUUACGCAAAACCAUGCGCAUCAGGGAGAGAAUUUGAGAGUCGAGCAAGCGCCAAUAUGUUGUUGGAUUUUGUACAAAGAAUAAUCCUAGAAUAAUCCUAGAUCUGCCCACGAAAGGGGCCAACAUACACUCGUUACUAUUUACAGCAAACUGAUGAACCUGUCCAUUUCCUGUGGGAAGAUGCACUCGUUUUGUUUCUUGGUUCGUGCGCCGUGAGGUGACGCCGAAAGAGAGUGUUGUACUCAAGGGGUCAGGUAAGUGGACUCUGCAAACGGUUUAGGGGCGGGCUGCGGGCUCCCGGAUUGACACGCAAGUACGAAGUCUAAAAGGAAAAUGGAAAUACAAAAUGGGGUCAAUGGCUUGUCAUUUCAAGGCAAUGGUCAAGCCUUAGGUUGAAACUUGAGAGGGGUAUGGGAAGGGGACAUCACUUGCAGCCCCAAGGGAUGUAGUACGCAGGACGAUUAACGACCAAAGCCCCCACCCGCGGGUAUUGUAAAGUUGUUCUAAGGGACGCUGGACCCGGUUUCCAGCAGGUGACGCUCCCCACCAAUAGAUGGAGCUGCCCACUGG
Messenger RNA from Chara braunii, 4463 nucleotides. The record is from the annotation of a GenBank genome assembly. Lineage: Eukaryota; Viridiplantae; Streptophyta; Charophyceae; Charales; Characeae.